AAACAUACAGAGUGCUACUCCAGGCCACCCACUCCUCACAUGGUGGAGAUCGCGAUUACUCCGCGCACAAGUCUCUCGCUGUUUCAUAUCUCGACUCUUUUAGAAUAUGAUUAUAUUUACGAUCCGACACAUGGCUAAAGGUUGCCUCGUGGAGUGCUCCGUGGAGCAAUGAUCAUCUACGUGAACAAUGUUAGGUUGUGCUUCCUAGGAGAGUGGUAGACAGUCGUCGACAUACAACAGCAGAUGACAGCAAGUUGACUUCAUCGGUUAGACCACGAACUUACCCGGUUGGUUACUUGACCCUAACUUACUAUAUAGACAGACAUCAGUGUAUGUAAACUCUGUCACAAUAAUAUGGCGAUGACUGCAUCACAGGGUAACCCUGUUAAUGUGACUUCCUGGCCACGGGACCCCACGGAGGAUUUAGGUACUACUCCACCAUCAGCGGUGCAGCCCCCUGCCCAGCCUCCGCCGGUCACACCUACGGCCGUGACCCCAACACAGCCGCCACCCCAGACACAACCUGCCAAUGUUCCAAAUGGCACCGCUACGACACCAAAUGGCACGUCCAGUUCUCCGGAGGCUAAACAACAGCAUAUAGAAUGUGUGGUGUGUGGAGACAAAAGCUCCGGGAAACAUUAUGGUCAAUUUACUUGUGAAGGGUGUAAAAGUUUUUUCAAAAGGUCUGUGCGGAGAAAUUUAACAUACACGUGCCGAGGAAAUAGAACUUGUCCCAUAGAUCAGCAUCAUCGAAAUCAGUGUCAAUACUGCCGUCUCAAAAAGUGUCUGAAAAUGGGGAUGAGACGGGAAGGUAGGUCGCGCACUUGUCAGUCUGGUGGUUUCAACUCACUUCUUUACCCCUCGGCUUCUUCAGAUCCGCUGGCCCUACCCCAUAACUCCGCCAUUGGGAAGAUGCAAGAUCAAUGUGCAGCCGUACAGCGAGGCCGAAUCCCGCCCACCCAGCAUCCCUUCCCAGGCCAAAUGGCCUUUGGCAGUGGUGACCCGUUAAAUGGCCAUACGUACCUUUCAAGCUUUAUUUCCAUGCUCCUAAGGGCCGAGCCCUACCCUACUUCCCGAUAUGGACAAUGUAUGCAGACGAAUAACAUAAUGGGAAUAGAAAAUAUUUGUGAACUUGCAGCAAGGCUGUUGUUUAGUGCUGUCGAAUGGGCAAGAAAUAUUCCAUUUUUUCCUGAUCUUCAAGUAACGGACCAAGUGGCCCUCCUGAGACUUAGUUGGAGCGAGUUGUUUGUUUUGAAUGCCGCUCAAUGUUCCAUGCCACUUCAUGUGGCUCCUUUGUUAGCGGCCGCCGGCCUCCAUGCCAGCCCCAUGGCUGCGGACAGGGUCGUGGCUUUUAUGGACCACAUAAGAAUAUUCCAGGAACAAGUGGAAAAGCUCAAGGCCCUGCAUGUGGAUUCAGCGGAGUACAGUUGUCUGAAAGCUAUCGUUUUGUUUAGUUCAGAUCGCAAACCAGAGCCAGUUCCGUCACAAAGACCUACGAUGAAUGGUUACAAUGCCUGUGGUCUGUCGGACGCUAACCACGUGGAAAGUAUUCAGGAGAAGUCACAAUGUGCGUUGGAAGAGUACGUUCGCAGCCAGUACCCCAACCAGCCCACUCGCUUUGGCAAGCUCCUUUUGCGUUUACCCUCCCUGCGGACCGUCAGCGCCCAAGUCAUCGAGCAACUCUUUUUUGUUCGUCUUGUAGGAAAGACACCCAUCGAAACUCUUAUUCGAGACAUGCUGCUCAGCGGGGGCUCUUUCAACUGGCCUUACAUGGCUAUACAAUGACAGUUACAGUGAAAAGGCAAAACGCAAGUUUUACCGCCAAAUGCUACUCUCAACACCUAGUCUUUCCAAAAGAUUAUUCUUACAAAAAUCAUGAAGAUUUUGUUACGUUUUUAACACGAGCACUGUCCCCCGUGACGUGUGGCCGCAUGCACUGUCCUUCGUGACGUGCAUCCAUCCAGUGCUGCUUGCGGUGAGAGGAGGACAGGUGGUGAGGACGUUUUGUUAAAGGUUGUUAUGUCACACAUACUCUAGGGGUGACGGAAUGCUACUUCCGAGUCCCGCGUACACACGCUGAUGUGAUUCCAUUUAUAUUACUCAAGAUUGUCUAUAAGACAAACGACAUUUAUCAUCUACAUCCAUUUUCAACUGAUUAGGGCAGCGGAGGCUUCUGUGUACCCCUGGUGGCAAGUUAUUAUAAGUCAUACAGCGAAUGCUGGUCAACUGGGGUCUCGGGCUCACGCACCAACAUAUACGCUUAUUCAUUUCUAGUAUUACACAGACGAUACGGGAGAGUAUCUAAAGUCAUGUUGCAGUUGUACAAAGGAUAAUUUCCCCUGGUCUUCCAAAUAAUAGAGAUUAUAUUUACCUGUGUUCAUACAAUACAAUUGGAACAUUAUUAUAUACGAAAUCAAUAAUGCAUUGUUACCUAUGAUAGCAUUUGGCCACUCACGAACGUUAUAAACGAUUGCACUUGAGGCGACCAACAUGGUCGGGUUAUACCUUUCUAGGAAAAAUAGCAUUAUUAUUAUCCGUACCGGGAUUCCGGGAAUAUGUUCUUUGUUCUACUGCAACGAAGAACAUCUUUAUGAAAGAUGUUCUAAAAUAAACUAUUUCCGUGUACGAGGGCAGCUGUGAGAGGACUUAAACAUUUAUUUGACGCCCUAAAGCUCUAACACUUCAUUUCUCAACAUAUUGACAUUUUGGGGCUCAAUAAGUAAUAAUGGAAAUUAUAGUAGAUACAAACUUUAUGUUUAUAUUGUAUUGUUUACAUGUCCAUGGAGGUUCCAAACCUUGUUGUGUGUCAUUGUUUAUACGUGGAAAUACUAUCUUUUAAAGUGGUAUCUAUCCCUUCGUUUGCAUCCAAAGAUUCAGUAUCUGUAUGUUUAUUUGGAUCUUCAGAAAUUUCCAGCAUAUUAAAAUGUACAUUUUUUCUUCACAAUCAUUAUUAUUAUGAUAUUUUGUGCGGCUCAAAGCACAAACACCAAAAGCCGUAUAUCUGUUGACUGUGUGUCUUUAAUGUACUAUUUGGUUCAAAACCACUGUUUAUAGAUUGACAGAUUAAGUAACGUUUUACUUACUAAUACAUUUUUUGUCGGAGGAAUGAAUUUUUCAUUUUUCCAAUACUAUUCCCGUAAACAGUAUAUAUAGAACGGAUAUAGGGUUAGAGUGUCCACCUCUUGUUUAUAUUGUUAACGAUUGGUGGCGCUAGUUGAGCUGCUGAAUACAGCGCCACCUACUAGACGCAAUUUAUAAGCUGAAAGCUGACACCAAAGGUUUUUGUCAUGAAUAUGAAAUAUUAUGUCAUUUAUAAAACGUAUGAAAGAGUUGUCGAACGAAUAUGUGAGUCUGUAUAUGAAGGGUGUACGUGUGUACAAAUGGUUCUUAUAUCUCGAAUUAGAUUCGUACUCUGGACGCGUGGGAAUGGGUCGACGUGUGCUGCUGAGAGAGGUUUUGUGUUCCGCUAUAAAUCGACUGAUAAUGUAUUGUUUCGUGUUGUGCUACCGGUGUCCGAGACACUCGAUCUACCUACUGCUUAUACUUGAUUAAAGUGUUGUAAACUCCC
Messenger RNA from Pecten maximus, 3568 nucleotides. Its product is annotated as nuclear receptor subfamily 2 group F member 1-A-like. The transcript is spliced from 4 exons. Gene Ontology annotation, molecular function: nuclear receptor activity; zinc ion binding; RNA polymerase II cis-regulatory region sequence-specific DNA binding. The coding region runs from base 355 to 1785 and encodes 476 amino acids. The record is from RefSeq and is a predicted model, not a curated record. Lineage: Eukaryota; Metazoa; Mollusca; Bivalvia; Pectinida; Pectinidae. Gene Ontology annotation, biological process: anatomical structure development; cell differentiation; regulation of transcription by RNA polymerase II.